AUGGGGCCAGAGUCUACCGCGUUGACGACAGACGUCGGAUCUGAGUCGCCGUAUCAACUGGAUAAAGUCCAGACACUCAGAGCUUCCAGCGCACUUCUCAAGCAUAUCAAGACCGAAGUGCAGAAAAAAGAGACUGUCUCUGGGACCAAAAAUCUCCUUGCACCAGAAAAUUCUUCCGAAGAUGUUUUUCCCUCGGACGUGGAGCCUAUAUGGCUUGUCCUUACCACGAAAAAAUUCAUGACCGACCAAAAGCGCCUGAAACCUCGCAAAGUCCUACUUCCGCACUCUCUACAUACCUCUUCAAACACAUCGAUAUGUCUAAUAUCACCAGAGCCGCAACGCCAAUUCAAAGAUGCCAUUGCUCAUCCUUCUUUUCCCACCACACUGUCCAAGCGGAUCACUAAGGUUAUCAGCAUCAAGAAGCUGGAAGCGAAAUACCGCUCGUUCGAAUCUAGACGGCAGCUUCGUGAUUCAUACGACCUUUUCCUUGCCGAUGAUCGCAUCGUCACAUAUCUAGCCAAGUUUCUGGGCAAGACGUUCUAUAAUACUACAGCCAAGCGGCCUAUACCCGUCUCCCUCGAAGCCUCGAAGCCAAAGGAGAGAAAGAAUGCGGCUCUUCCAAGCACCAAAGUCCGUAAAGAACCUUCCGACACCAAAUCGAUUGCUGCACCACCUCUACUCGCGAAGGAGAUUGAACGCAGUCUCUCUACAGCACAGAUCAACCUCUCCCCAUCGACUACCACCGCAGUACGCGUUGGCCUUGCAUCUUUUACGCCUGAACAAUUGGCGGCGAACAUCGAAGCUGUGAUGGCAAGCCUCGCCGGGAAACUCGUGGGAUGGAAGAACGUAAGGGCUGUGCAUGUGAAGGGCCCUAAUACAAUGGCGCUGCCAAUUUGGUUGGCUGAGGAACUCUGGGUAGACGAGGGUUAUUUGCUUGAGGAUGAAGAAGCCGCAGAGGCGAAGGCGAAAGCAGCCCAGAAGGGAAAAAGGAAGAGGAAGUUGAUAGAAGGCAAGGAGGCUGGUCAUGCAGAUUGGGCAGGGAAGAGAAAGGUGGACGGUGAAAGUGAGACUGCGGACGAGCCCAAGCAAAAGAAGGUCAAAAAGUUGAAUGAUGAAGACCUGAGUCAGGAAAUGAAGGAGAGACGAGAGAAGUUACGACAGCAGAAGAGAGAAGCUAGGGACAGUAUUGAGGGAAACGAUGUGACCAUGGACAGGACUCUGGUGGCAAAGCCCAAGGUCAAAAAGACCAGGAGGGCGACGACAGCGAUCUCAGCAUUUGAAUCAUGA
This is a messenger RNA of Letharia columbiana, 1287 nucleotides long. RefSeq lists its product as uncharacterized. The coding region runs from base 1 to 1287 and encodes 428 amino acids. The transcript has 2 exons. Lineage: Eukaryota; Fungi; Ascomycota; Lecanoromycetes; Lecanorales; Parmeliaceae. The record is from RefSeq and is a predicted model, not a curated record.